Kogia breviceps (pygmy sperm whale) is the source of this 3003-nucleotide messenger RNA. RefSeq names its product zinc finger protein 84-like. Gene Ontology annotation, molecular function: sequence-specific DNA binding; DNA-binding transcription factor activity, RNA polymerase II-specific. Gene Ontology annotation, biological process: regulation of transcription by RNA polymerase II. Gene Ontology annotation, cellular component: nucleus. The record is from RefSeq and is a predicted model, not a curated record. Lineage: Eukaryota; Metazoa; Chordata; Mammalia; Artiodactyla; Physeteridae.
UAGGAUAUUUUAAGUUAAAAAAUUGGUUUUCCUACAAAGUAUAAUGCAAAACUAGUUACACAGAAAGCAGUCAAAUAGCUUACCAUGGGAAAAUAAGAAAUUCCUAUUUAUCUUCCUAGUAUGAACCAAUGAUGAUCCCUCUAGGAUGAAUAGGAAUGUUCUAUUACAGGGCUCACUGUCAUUCAAGGAUGUGGCUGUGGUUUUCACCUGGGAGGAGUGGCAGCUACUGGACCGUGUUCAGAGGAACCUGUAUCAAGAUGUGAUGUUGGAAAAUUAUAUCAACUUAGUAUCAGUGGGAUAUCAAGUUACCAAAGCAGAUGCAUUCUACCGGUUGGAACAAGAAACACCAUGGAUAAUAGAGGAAGAAAGCCAGAGUCAGAUUCAUCCAGAAGACACCUGGCAAGUUGAUAAUCAUAGAGACUGGCACAAAGGAAACCAUGGCAACCUGGAAACUAUGGAGAGUUACCACAAAGAUAAUGCAUUUGGAAAAAUAUCUUCUUUGAGCUUAAACCUUGAUAUCUCCUUAGCACAAAGAUCUUAUACACUGAACAUACUUGGGAAACAUCUGAAACCUAAUCUAGAGUGUAUUACUCAGAAUAAAAGUUAUGCAAGAAAUGAAUUUGAAUUUAAUCAAUAUGACAAAUUAUUUCUUUACACUAAGCAUGAGAAAAUUCAUACUGGACAAAAAUACAAUGAAUAUAAUGAACAUAUGAAAGUUUUCAGCCAAAAGUCACAGCUUAUUAAAUAUUGUAAAACUCAAACAGCAGAGAAACACUAUAACUGCAAUGACUGUGGGAAAGCCUUUUCUCAGAAGUCGGACCUCAUUAAGCAUCAGAGAACACACACAGGAGAGAAAUCCUUUGGAUGCAGUAGAUGUCAGAAAGCCUUCAGGCGGAAGUCCCAUCUCAUUUUACACCAGAGAACCCAUACAGGAGAGAAACCCUAUGAGUGCAACAAAUGCGGGAAAGCCUUUACUGAUAAGUCAUGCCUUAAUAAACAUCAGAGAACUCACACAAGAGAGAAACGGUUUGAGUGUCAUGUAUGUCAGAAAGGCUUCAGCGAUAAGUCACAACUCACUUUACAUCAAAGAACUCACGAAGAAGAGAAACCCUACAGAUGUGAAGAAUGUCGGAAAAGCUUCAGCAAUAAGUCACAGCUCAUUAUUCAUCAGAGAUCUCACACAGGAGAGAAACCCUAUGGUUGCAGUGAGUGUGGGAAAACAUUUCCCCUUAAGUUUAGCCUCAUUUUACAUCAAAAAACACCUACAGGGGAAAAACCUUAUGGAUGCAGUGAAUGUGGGAAAGCCUUCAUCCAGAGAUCUGAGCUCAUUAGACAUCAGAGAACUCACACAGGAGAGAAACCAUAUAAUUGCAAUGACUGUGGAAAAGGCUUUAGUGUAAAGUCACUCCUCAAUACUCACUUGAGAACUCACACAGGAGAGAAGCCCUACGGAUGCAGUGAAUGUGGAAAAACAUUCUCCAUCAAAUUUAGUCUCAUCCUACACCAAAGAACUCAUACAGGUGAGAAACCCUAUGAAUGCAGUCCGUGUCAGAAAGCUUUCACCCAAAAGUCACAUCUCACUAUUCAUCAGAGGUCUCACACCUGAGAGAAACCUUAUGAGUGCAGUGAAUGCCACAAAGCCUUCAGCCGGAAGUCAUAUCUCCUUAUUCAUCAGAUAAUUCACUCAGGAGAGAAACCUUUUGAAUGCCAUGAAUGUGGGAAAGCUUUCUGUCACAAGUUAUCCUCAUCAUUCAUAAGAGAAUCCAUACAGGAGAGAAACCCUAUGGAUGCAGUGAAUGUGGGAAAACUUUCCCUAUCAAGUUUAGCCUUGUUUUACAUCAGAAAACACAUACAGGAGAAAAACCCCAUGAAUGCAGUGAAUGUCAGAAAUCUUUUGCCCAGAGGUCACAUCUUAUUAUACAUCAAAGAACUCACACAGAUGAGAAACCUUAUGGAGGCAGUGAGUGUUGGAAAACUUUCUCCCACAAAUUCAGCCUCAUUUUACGUCAGAAAACUCAUAGAGAGAAAUUGUGUAGAAAAUAGAUAUACAAAAAUUGUCAUUGACAGGAAAUAGCUCCUUACACUCCAGAGUUUACAUAGGAGUGAAACCUUAAGACUGCAGCAGAUGUGGACCUGUCUUCUUUUCAGAAUCACAACGUAUUACUUAUCAGAAAGCAGUACUGCAUAGAAUGCCAGACAGGAGGAAAUACCUUUCCUGAUGAAUGUCAAUUGAAUGUAGCCCAGAGAGAAUAAAUAGAAACUUCUGCGUAUGUUUUAGUUGUGGGGAUGUUGUUGGUAUGAAAUUCAGCUACAUUGGUAUCAAAGAAUUGACAUUCAGGGGAAAAGUCUAUACUUUAAAGAAUCUUGGAAUCAUGCUUUCAUGGGUAUCAUUUUAUGAGGGAAUUAAUUUUCUGUAACUGUGACAUAAUAAACAGCCCUAAUAGAAAGUAUUAAAUAUGUAAAUAAAUACAGUAGUCAGAAAACAAAGCAAAAUUUAUAUCAGGACCAUGUGAGAAUAUGUGUGUUGUACCUAUUUUUAUUAUAAAAUGAUUGUAUUUGGGAAUUGCAUGUGUUAGCCUAAUAGUUGUGACUCCCUAGUCCAUGUGCUUAAAUGUCAUAAAACUUUACCAUAGAAUAUCUGCACUGAGUCUUUGUAUCAUUACAAUGCUACAUAAAUUAUCAAUGAACUACAUGGUUCAUUAUUUUGGUAAAAAAUCUUAAGGGCUUCCCUGGGGGUGCAGUGGUUAAGAAUCCUCCUGCCAAUGCAAGGGACACAGGUUCGAGCCCUGGCCUGGGAAGAUCCCACAUGCCACGGAGCAACUAAGCCCGUGCGCCACAACUACUGAGCCUGAGCUCUAGAGCCCACAAGCCACAACUACUGAGCUCAUGUGCCACAACUACUGAAGCCUGCGUGCCUAGAGCCCGUGCUCUGCAACAAGAGAGGCCACCAUAAUGAGAAGCCUGCGCACCUCAACGAAGAGUAACCCCCGCUCGCCCCAACUA